Molecule: messenger RNA, 588 nt
Organism: Capronia epimyces CBS 606.96
Lineage: Eukaryota; Fungi; Ascomycota; Eurotiomycetes; Chaetothyriales; Herpotrichiellaceae
Exons: 2
Coding region: 1-588 (195 amino acids)
Molecular function (GO): oxidoreductase activity
Source: RefSeq, a predicted model, not a curated record
AUGUCUCUUAAGGGGAAAACCGCUAUAGUGACUGGAGGUUCGCGCGGGAUCGGGGCUGGCAUUGCUCACGAACUGGCCAAACGAGGCGCCAAAGUAUUGAUUACAUUUGGGUCGGCCGAGGACAGGGCACAGCAGGUGAUUGAGAGUAUCAAGGCGGCCGGGGGACAGGCCAGCUGCGUCAAGGCCGACUGUCGAUCCCUCGAGGCACCUCGAAUAGUGGUGGACGCGGCAAUGUAUGCAUUCGGCAGCGAUGGCAUCGAUAUCAUCAUCAAUAAUGCCGGCGCUGGCGACGAACUCUUUACCAAGGAUCUGACGUACGAGCAUUGGGACAAAAUGUUCCACACCAACGUUCGCUUUCCGAUGUUUCUGGUCAAGGAGUGCUUGCCGCAUCUCCAGAAAGGGGGACGGAUCAUCAACCUCUCGAGCGUCGUGGCACGCCAAGGCUGGGUCAUGCAUGCGGCCUAUGGAGCGACCAAGGCCGGUAUGGAGAGUCUGGCGCGGACUUGGGCCGUUGAACUCGGUCACAAGUAUGGGGUCACGGUGAAUUGUGUGAACCCUGGACCUGUGCAGACAGAUAUGUGGACGUAA